Messenger RNA from Exophiala xenobiotica, 1649 nucleotides. RefSeq lists its product as uncharacterized. Gene Ontology annotation, molecular function: histone acetyltransferase activity. Gene Ontology annotation, biological process: regulation of DNA-templated transcription. Bases 112 to 1422 code for a protein of 436 amino acids. The record is from RefSeq and is a predicted model, not a curated record. The transcript has a single exon. Lineage: Eukaryota; Fungi; Ascomycota; Eurotiomycetes; Chaetothyriales; Herpotrichiellaceae.
GUCCUAGCCAAACGGAUUAUCAUAUUGGGCGAAAUCGUGGUGACAUACUGAGAUGCGUAUUUGAACAAGCGAUGAAAGCGCAUUUUCGCGCCCUUCACUGGUUCCUCAAUUAUGCCCUCGGCAGUCCCAGUCACUGAACCCACCUCACUCCUGCAGGAGGGUUCACCGCACCGUUCUCGCCGCGUUUCUCUGCGUGUCCUGAACCGGAACAUAGGCCAAGUCGUCCUGGGCAACCUACUCUUCGAAACGUGGUACUACAGUCCCUAUCCCGACACUGUCAUUCUAGGUCGCGAGCACCUUUCCACGAUCAAACACGCUUACACGCCUGGCUCAGCCGCCGAUCUUCGCCAGGCCAAUGCACAUGGCUUAGAACAGCCACAAUGUGACCGCUUGUACGUCUGCCCAUGCUGCUUCCGCUACACGCCGGAUGCGAACGACUUCGCUCAGCACCUGCAAGUGCACCGGACACGACGCGAACAGGGCCUAGAAACGCAACCAGUCCCCGAGUCCGCUUUCAAAGUGUACGAAUGGGAAGGCCACGCUAUCUGGGAAAUCGACGGCGAGCGCGAGAAAUCCUACUGUCAGAACCUCUCACUGUUCGGGAAAUUAUUCCUAGAGCAGAAGAGCGUGUUCUUCGACACGGGGGGCUUCAAGUACUAUGCGCUCACGUAUACGAAGCCUCAAGCGGUUGCGCCAGUCACAAAGGGGCGUGGCCGCAAGCGGAGUUCGUCGGUGUUCGAGGACGAUAUACUCUAUCAGACACAGGUGCUGGGAUUCUUCUCCAAGGAGAAUUUAUCCUGGGAUGCGAAUAAUUUGGCAUGCAUCCUUGUGUUCCCACCGUUUCAGCACCGGCAGCUGGGCCAGUUGUUGAUGGCUGUGUCAUACAAGCUGAGCGGAUGGGAAUGGGAAGGAGGUGUGAUUGGGGGCCCAGAGAAGCCGCUGAGUGCCAUGGGCAGGAAAAGCUAUUUGAGAUUUUGGUCUGAGCGCAUUGCGAGGUUUUUUAUGGGUCAGAGUGCUGACGCGGACGCAAAGAGAGUGUUUCACAGGAAAAAGCAGACGAUCCAUCCACGCAAAGAGGAAAUGACUGUUAGGGAAAUAGGAGAACGGACUGGAAUGCUAGGCGAAGAUGUUGUUGCUGCGUUGAACGAGAUGGGUAUCUGCAAAGUGGUGGUGCCGAAACGAAAGAAGACAUCGUCCGAAACAAAUGGAAUCACAAGCCACGAUGGUGAGCCUGAGCCUGAAGAGUUGGCUAGCAUGAUCAUACAGAGAUCUAGAGUCGUUGAAUGGGCGGAAAAGCAUCGGGUUGACUUGGUUAGCCCUGUCCGGGAAGAAGGGUUUCUGGGCGAGUGGGCAUUGAGUGAUCUUGAUGAGUCUGGUGAUAGCGACGAGGAAGGGUCCGACAGCAACGCCAGCAGUUCUUGAUCAGGAAGAUAAUUGCGAGAACUACGGAGUACGGACUGGCAAUAGUGAUGGGGACGGGUCCAACAACAAUGCUAGCACUCCGUCACCUCUGGGUGCCUCCAAAAUGAACACUAUGCUUGAUUGCUUUGAAACCUGGAGUCUUGGUAGAGUUAACGACAGUUUCACACCACGAUAGCCACUCCCGUAGUCAGGAUAGAUGGCUUUUCUCUCCCCUGCUGGAUGCUGUG